GGGACUGACCUUUACGAGGCCUCGUAGGACCGUCCCUCGCAAACUCCGCGUCUUAUUGGUGGCGGAAGAAAUGGGCGGGUCUACUAAGAAACCCGAGGAAGAGGGCGGCGGCGUUCGUGGUGACUGACGAAGCCUGGUGACAGGAUGUUGGUGUUGGUGUUAGGAGAUCUGCACAUUCCACACCGGUGCAACAGCCUGCCGGCUAAAUUCAAAAAACUCCUGGUGCCAGGAAAAAUCCAGCACAUUCUCUGCACUGGGAACCUUUGUACCAAGGAGAGCUAUGACUAUCUCAAGACUCUGGCUGGUGACGUCCACAUCGUAAGAGGAGACUUUGAUGAGAAUCUGAAUUACCCAGAACAGAAGGUUGUGACUGUGGGGCAGUUCAAGAUCGGUCUGAUCCAUGGACACCAAGUUAUUCCAUGGGGAGACAUGGCUAGCUUGGCCCUGCUGCAGAGGCAGUUUGAUGUGGACAUUCUUAUCUCAGGACACACACACAAAUUUGAAGCAUUUGAGCAUGAAAAUAAAUUCUACAUUAACCCAGGUUCCGCUACUGGGGCAUAUAAUGCCUUGGAAACAAAUAUUAUUCCUUCAUUUGUCCUAAUGGAUAUCCAGGCUUCUACAGUGGUCACUUACGUCUAUCAGCUUAUUGGAGAUGAUGUGAAAGUAGAGCGAAUUGAAUACAAAAAAUCUUAAAGCUAGGCUUGUCUUGAUCAUUUUCUGUUUUUUUCCCCCAUUUUCUUGUUCAAAUGAAUGAAUUAAACACUUAAGAGGCACACAGUUGUGUCACUUUUAUAAUAUUUUGCACUAAAAGGUAUCUUCUGUUUAGAACAUAGUUCCUCUAAGAUUCUUGUAAACUAUAAGAAUAUCCUUAGCUUGCAGUAUAUGGUUUCUAUGAAAAGAAGUCCACCAUACAGUAUAGGGCCAUUUAAGAAAAAAUUAUCUUUGUAAAUAUCUUCCUAGUUGGUAUUUGGACUUCAUUACAAAACUAGUGCAUGAAGAGAAAGAAUCCAGAAUUUCUGUGUAUGUUUUCUCUUCUUUAGUAAUAAAUGUUACCUUCCAUUUAGA
Molecule: messenger RNA, 1065 nt
Organism: Microtus ochrogaster (prairie vole)
Lineage: Eukaryota; Metazoa; Chordata; Mammalia; Rodentia; Cricetidae
Gene: Vps29
Product: VPS29 retromer complex component
Biological process (GO): retrograde transport, endosome to Golgi
Cellular component (GO): retromer complex
Source: RefSeq, a predicted model, not a curated record